AGGUGGCGGAUUUUUCCUUUCAAGCGCUCCAUCAUCGCACGUCACACCCCAUCCCCCAGUGCGAUGUCGCUUCAGGCUUUCUUUGAUUUCUCGAGCAGCGUGGUGGACCCGAAAUAUGUGGGGCUGACGCCUUUCUUUGCGCCAAGGCAAGAGCGCCUGGACACACGCCCACCCGCCAUCCUCGCCUCCAUGUACGAGUACACGAUGUGCACGAAGCGGGCGCUCAACACACGUAUCAUCGGCUUUGCGGAACCGACGCUGCAGCAGUGCAUCGAGGCCUUCUCACGCAACGUAAAGGCCAGCGCCAUGAUUGGGGAUGCGGAGGCGCAGGCGGCUGUGCUGAGGCAGCGACGGGGUGUAGUGGAUCCCUACGCACUGCCCUGGGCCCCAAAGCCGGAGUACGUGGAGUGGCUGCGUGGACAAGGGCGUCUGGAUGAUUCAACGCAAGGCAACAACGAAGGGAGGUGA
Messenger RNA from Leptomonas pyrrhocoris, 468 nucleotides. RefSeq lists its product as hypothetical. Bases 64 to 468 code for a protein of 134 amino acids. The record is from RefSeq and is a predicted model, not a curated record. NCBI's taxonomy places the organism in Eukaryota, Euglenozoa, Kinetoplastea, Trypanosomatida, Trypanosomatidae. The transcript has a single exon.